AUGUCCGAAGUUGAUUCGAUGUCUAACGAGGACAGCUCGAGACUUAGUAAAAUGUCGAGGCCUCCCACACCGACACCGACAACGACAACGACAACGACAACUACUAGCACGACCUCUACUACCGAGUCCUCCAUCUCUACGGAGUCAAAUGCUCCCGCUGAAACAGACAGGACGUGUGGGUACGAUGAUGGAUGGAGCAACGAUGAUCAAUGGCAAUGUCACCAUUCCGUUUUCGAUUUGAAAGGUUUCUGCGACAUGGCGAAAACCUAUAUUCCCAAUGAAAGUUUUUACGGAAAUAGUGAUGGUACCUAUUCUGAAAGCGUCUGCUAUACGGACGGCCGGCACGCUGGCGCUGGGUGUCGUAUCGACAUUCAAAAUCAUGACGGCAAGGAAUGUGCUAUCGAGGGUGGUGCAAUGGCCUCUGCCUAUGAUCGUCUCAUCGAUGACUGUGAUGUGCAUUGUGGACUGCUCACACAAGAAAUAGCAUUGACGGACCCCGACACAAUGUGGAACUUUUGUCCCUCAGUCGGCGCUGCAUAUCUAUUCGCCGUUCUUUUCGCCCUCACAACCAUCGCCCAUACUGCCCAAGCAAUCAUAUACCGCAAAGUUUACUGUUGGGUGAUCGUUGUGUCCGGGUUGAUACAAUUUGUUACCUACAUAUUCCGCAUUUUGAGCAUCCUCAACCCCGCUAGUUAUGCCGAUUACGCCGGAUGGUUCGUGUUGAUUCUCAUCGCACCGUUGUGGACCAAUGCCUUCGUUUAUAUGAUCAUGGGCCGCAUGGUAUGGAACUUCACCGAUGAUGCACGCGUCCUAAAGACGCGCCCCUGGAAUUUCGGCAUGAUAUUCGUUACUUUGGACAUCAUCGCCUUCGUUAUCCAGGUUUACGGCGCAGCCCAAGCAGCCGGGAACAAUGUCGCGUACGAUGUCGAGAUGCAGGGCUUACACAUAUACAUGGGAGGUGUUGGUCUUCAACAGCUUUUCGUUCUUGUAUUCAUUGUUUGUGCCAUCGUCUUCCAUAUCAAGAUAGUUGGACAGAAGCGAUUCGAUGCUAAGAAGGCUUCGCUUCUGUUGUAUGUUCUUUACGCAUGCCUUGCCCUGAUUACAAUGCGUAUCAUUUUCCGUCUAUGUGAAUAUUCCCAGGGCCUCACGAGUACGAUUCCUCUUCACGAAGCGUACCAGUACUGCCUCGACUCACUACCGAUGCUUGUUGCCCUGGUACUUCUCAAUAUUGUACACCCCGGAAGACUCAUGCCCGGAAAGGACAGCGACAUGCCGAGUCGCAAGCAGCGCAAGAACUUAAACAUGUAUACCAAGCCGACUAGACCAACAGACGACAUGGCUCUUGGGGAUUUCUAG
Molecule: messenger RNA, 1356 nt
Organism: Penicillium angulare
Lineage: Eukaryota; Fungi; Ascomycota; Eurotiomycetes; Eurotiales; Aspergillaceae
Product: RTA1 domain-containing protein
Exons: 6
Coding region: 1-1356 (451 amino acids)
Cellular component (GO): membrane
Source: RefSeq, a predicted model, not a curated record